Messenger RNA from Paramecium tetraurelia, 2661 nucleotides. RefSeq lists its product as uncharacterized. Gene Ontology annotation, molecular function: zinc ion binding; nucleic acid binding. The transcript is spliced from 2 exons. The record is from RefSeq and is a predicted model, not a curated record. Lineage: Eukaryota; Ciliophora; Oligohymenophorea; Peniculida; Parameciidae.
AUGAAACAAAAAAACAAUGGAAUGGAAGCAAAGCUAUUCUCAGAAUAGAGUGAAUCGAAUUUGCUAAGCUCCAAAAUUAAAAGUAGCAGAUCAAUAUUUCCGAAAUCCUCUCCAUUCUAUGCCGACUAAUAUCUUCUCCCUACCCAUAAUAAAAAGCAGAUGAAAGAAGAAAAAAAGAAUGAUUACAUUCGGAAGUUUGUGGACAAUAUGUUGGAUCAAGUACAAAAGGUUAAAAAAGUGAAGGACUUUCAUUUAUCUUUAAUUGGUGAUUUAGGGUCAUCAGAUGAAUUUUUUUUUAAAAGAAAGGUCUCCACAUUUUCACACCUUAAUCAAAAACAACUAAGAAUUUUAUAAAAUCUACAGGGAGUAUUAUAGAGUAAGCUGAACAAAAUACCCUUAAUCCAUCCUGGCUAAUUUAUUAAAGUAAUAUGGGAUAUUGUGGCAGUGGUUGCCAGGCUAUACUUUUUAUACAUAAUCCCAAUAGAUUUGGCCUGGGUUAAUCAAUAAUUUAUAUUCCAGGAUUUCAAAUACAUUUCGAUAUUGUUUCUACUCAUUUUAAUUUUUGAUAUGUUACUCAGUUUAAAUACAGUUUAUUUCUUAAAUGGAGAAGCAGUUACAUCAAGAAGUAAGAUAGUAAAACACAGCUUAUAUAAUACAUAUGGUUUAUAGUGGUUAUCGGUAUUUUAGUUGCUAGUCUAUUUCAUAAUCGACAGAUAUGGAGAGAUCUCGCUUGACAUUAAUAACAAUGUAUUAAAUAUAGGUUUGUUAAUAUUUUUGGUUCAUCACAAAACUAUCAUCAAUUAUGCAACGAAUUACGAAGAGGGACUGAACAUUUCAAAAAAAACAUCCUCUGUUUUUGCUUUAUUUAAGUUGAUAGCCUUUUUAUUUUAUGUGAUUCAUCUGUUUUCUUGCUUUUGGUAUUGGAUUGGAAGAUAUAGUAUAGAAAAUUAUGAAGGAAAGAGUUGGCUUAUUACAACUAAUAUGACUGAAUAACAAUGGAAUACUCAAUAUCUUUAGUCCUUUUAUUAUACAGCUGUUACUAUAUUCACAGUUGGUUAUGGAGAUGUAACUCCAUAGUCUAACAUAGAAAAGAUUGUAACUAUUAUUCUGAUAAUGAUUUCAAGUAUUUAGCUUCCAUUUAGUGUAAAUACAGUAGGAAAUAUCAUUACAGAGAUGUCAGCAUUCUCGGAAGAAAGAAAGAGGAAACUUAGGAUAAUCAAUUCCUAUAUGAAUAAGAGUUUUAUGUCUUCUGGUUUGCAAAUGCAAAUUAGACAGUACUUAACAUAUUAUUGGGAAAACCAAGUCAUAUCUCAAUCUGAGGAAGAAAAAGAGAUCAUUGAUUCUCUAUCCGAAUUUCUGAGACAAUAAUUAAUUAACGAGGCUCAUCAGAAAAUAUUUGAUCAAUGCACAUUAUUUAAAAUACCUUUUACCCAACUGUUCAAAAGGCAAUUAAUUAAGGAAGUAGAGGAGGUACUUCUGACGCCUGAAUAAGAUUUGAAAUCUGCUAAUGAUAUAUUACUAUAUUAUAUAGAGGACGGCUCAAUUUAAAUUUCCCUUUAAUAAGGUAGAAAAAUAAAUUUAGGGAUUGUUAAUAAAGGAGCAUCUAUUGGUAUUAAGAACUUUAUAAUGGGAACUGAGUCUUAGGAGACCUAUAAAAGCGUCGGGUUUACAAAGGCCAUGAUUUUAAAGAGGAAAAACUUUCUCAAAAUACUAUAAGAUCAUCCUGAUGAUCAAGAAUUAUUUUUUGCUAUACGAGAUAAAAUGAUUUUAUAUUAAGAUGACCAAUAUUUUACUGUUUCUUGCUUUUCAUGUGGGAAAGACUCUCAUAAAUUAAUUGAAUGUCCAUUAAUCAAAUUUGUACCCGACAAAGAAUUUAUCAUUAAGAAACAUAUGUAUCCCUAAUAAUAACCCAGGAAACCACACGACAGAACAAAAAAAAAGAAUACAACAUUAAUUUAAGAUAAGAAGCGGCUUGAAUAAUCUGCUCUAUUAAUUUAAAAAGAGGAACCUGCACUAUUUCAACUAUAUAAAUUUGAUCAUUUGUUUAAUAUAGAUGAAGAACAGCAAUAAAAACGGAAUGUUAAGGCAAUGACAUAAUUUUAGUAAAUCAAUAAUAAAGCUCCUUAAAAUGAAAGCGAAAAAUUCUUCUCAAUCUUUAUCAAUAAUAAUUCAAAAUCAAUUAAAAAGAAAUUUCAAUAUCUUGUUAACAAAUUGAUAUAGAUUAAUAAAAUUUAUCCUUAUUUUUUAAUUUAAACUCAUCUACUCUACGAAAAAUAAAACGAAUAAAGAUAAAUUAGCAUGAUUUUGUAAAUUUUGGAAUAAAGAUGCAAAAAUAUAAGUUAAAUUAAUAAUAAGCAAUUUGAUAAAUAUCUUAGUGAUAUGUCUUUAAUUAUACAAAAAUUAUCAAUUAAAUAGUAUAUUGAUGACUAAGAUUUUGAAAGCCCUUAAGCUUAUAAAUUCUAUUUCAGAAAAGAUAAUUUUUCAGGCCUCAAAUAUAGAAAUAUUCUAUUUAAUCUAAACGUUUUAAAAAGGUUUAUCAAAUAUGUUUAAUAUCCAGGGGAUCUAAUUAAGUAAUUUAAUCUUACCUCAGUUGGAUUUUAUUAAUUAAUAAAUAGGAGAAAACCGGGAAUAUGUGCUUCAGCUGACUAACUUUGGAAAUGA